CAGGAUCCAGAGAACUUGUGCCUCGCAGUUUACUACCUUGAGCGACGUGCAAAGAAUGGAGAAGAAGUUGAGGAUGAAGCACGUGAGUUAGCCGGAAAGAUUUUGAGAAAUCCUGUCAGCAGCUACAAUGGUAUGAAAGCAAUACUAAAUGUUUUCAGAAACUAUGUAUCUAUUGAUGAGGCCAUUGAUUUGGCAGAGGAGGCUCUGGAACAACAUCCAGAUGUGCGUUAUCUGAUGAGAUGUGCCGCACUCACUCUCAAAUGGAAGAUCAUUCUUUCCGGGGACAGUCGCCCAAAGCAAAGCACGGUAGAGAGAGCAAUCAGUCUCCAUGAGGAGGUGAUUUCUCGUUACCUUCAUUCUUCAUUUGUGACGAAAGUAGACCUUGCAACUAUAUACACGGAGUCCAACAUAGCUAUAGCUGAGCAGAUGUACCAGGAACUGCUAAAAAUUGAUCUGGAACCUGCAGACAAACAGCUGCUUUACAACAACUACGCAAAGUAUUUAAACUUCCGUCGACAGGAUCACAACAAGUCAAUAAAAUAUCACAUGAAGGCGGCAGAGAUACCGCAUCAAUCCUUCUAUCGUGGGAGCAGCAUCAAAACUCUGGAGAAGAUUAAAAAUACACGCAGGAACCGAAUGUGGAGAGAAAUAGAGGAGUUUCUGGAAAACCUGCAAGAGCCAUAGUGGUUUCUUUACAACACUGGUCCUAAAUCUGGAAAAAAAAAUGUAUUGCAUUGCCUAACAAAUCUGAGAAUACUUAUUAAUUGAGCUGUAUCCUUUUAUCAGGCAAGUGUCUGCAAGUUUUUACACUUUAGUAGUUAAUGGAACACAAAAGCUUUAAAAAUUAUAUCAAAAACCUAUAUAUUUGUCGGAAGUAGUACUCGAUUUGUACGACAUUCAAUAACACUGGUCUUUUAAAUAACAUCCACUGUGGACAUGUCUAAAUGUCAUUAGCAUUAUUCAACAUCACAUGGUUUAUUACAAUAGAUUUUGAUCAGAUGUUGUGUUUAUUAUAUUCCUGUUGUGUUUUUCCCCUCUUAGCACUGUAUUUUAAGUUUAUGUAAGAACAUUACUAUUACUACUACUAGUGUUGAAGAAAAUCAUCAUAUAACCAAGCUGAAAUCAACACAGUUGGUUUUAUAACAGAUAGUUCCUUGAAAUAAGAACGUCAGUAGCUCCUAGAACGACUGCGUCAGGAAACCUGGGCGGGUGCGAUAAACACUUCCCCUACGCACACCAAAUGUUCUGUCAAAUUUGUCCGAUAUCUGAUUCAAACGUGGACAGAAAGAACAUACCAUAUUUGGAGAGCAAGAUGUGCUUUGGUUGUGGUUCAACCAACUGGUUUGAUUGGUGGAAGGUGACAUAAGGGGGCUGAAAUUAGACUAUAAGUGUAAGAACGCAAUAACUAAUACUUUGGAUCUGUUGUAUGUUGCCUUGAGCUCAUUAAAACACUUCCUGCUUGGUUGCAACUCCAA
This is a messenger RNA of Anarrhichthys ocellatus (wolf-eel), 1475 nucleotides long. RefSeq lists its product as uncharacterized. The transcript has a single exon. The record is from RefSeq and is a predicted model, not a curated record. Gene Ontology annotation, biological process: defense response to virus. Gene Ontology annotation, cellular component: cytosol. Gene Ontology annotation, molecular function: protein binding. The annotation marks the transcript as partial. Lineage: Eukaryota; Metazoa; Chordata; Actinopteri; Perciformes; Anarhichadidae.